Schistocerca serialis cubense is the source of this 1890-nucleotide messenger RNA. RefSeq lists its product as uncharacterized. The transcript is spliced from 9 exons. The record is from RefSeq and is a predicted model, not a curated record. NCBI's taxonomy places the organism in Eukaryota, Metazoa, Arthropoda, Insecta, Orthoptera, Acrididae. The coding region runs from base 1 to 1890 and encodes 629 amino acids.
AUGCGCCUCGCCGGAGGCGGCACCGCCAGGUACGGCCGGCAGCCUCCGCCGCCCGCCGCCCGCCGCCAGCCGCCCACGCCACCUACGGCACCGCGGGGCGUGCAGCGCGGUCAGUGCGGGCCCGAGUCGCGACACGCCCCCAGCACCGCGCCGCUCCGCACUCUUCUCCAGCAGCAGCGCCGACACCUGACAGAACAGCGGCAGCAGAUGUACGUGCCGCGGCUGUACCGGCUGUGUGUGGAGGCGGUGGUGCGGCUGCUGGAGCGCGCUGGAGACUCCGUGGACUGGGACUGGGACGCGCCGGCGGCGGCGGACGCGGCCGGCCACGCCCUGCGCGGCCUCAGUGAGUGGUUGCGCUGCGCCGCGCUGCUGCCCGGACUCUCGCUCGGGGCGCGGCUGUGCGAGGAGCUGCAGCUGCGCGCCCUGGGCGUGGCGAGCGGCGGACUGCUGCCGGGCACGGGCGACGGCGCAGCCACCUGCUGGAGGGACGCCUGGCUCAUCUUCCUCACGCCGCGCUCCGAGACCGCCGUCGUCGCCUGGCAGCGCGGCCUCCUCAAGAUCGUCGCGGCCCGCUGUCCAUCAGUGCGGCAGCUGCUGGUGAGCCAGUGGAAACCUGGGACGGCGCUGGAGACGCUGCUGCAGUGGACGCCGCCAUCGGUGAGCACGGUGGACCUGGACGGCGAGCUGGCGAUGCGCGGCCGUCGGCCGCUGCUGCUGGACCACCUGCAGGCGCAGGCGCAGCGGACCAAGGUCGGCCGGAGGCAGCCGCAGGGCCGCCGCCAACCCCAGGAGCCGCCCUGGCUGCCGCAGGCUGAGGCGCUCUUCAGGGGCCUGCACGUGUGGAGACGGCGCCCGCCGCCGCCAGAGCCGCGACCGCAGGCGGGCGGCGCUACGUUGAGCGAGCUGCACCUGGGGGCGGCCAGUGCGACGCUGGAGGACUUGCAGGCGCUGCUGCAGGGCCUGCCCGCGCUGCGCCUGCUGCGCCACUACCAGCUGGUGCGCGCCCUUGACGCGCUGCACGCCGAGCAGGCGCGCCGCGGGGACCGCCUGCCGCAGUACCGCCUCACCAACCUGGACGUCGACUUCUCUCAUGUGACGCGGUGCCGGUGGUCGGCGGAGGCGGUGCUGUCGCGGGACGCGCUGCCGCUGGCGGUGCGGCUGUGCCCGGAGGCGGAGAGCGUGCGCGUGCGCUGCGACAGCGACACGCCGCACGACGCGCUCGAGGCGCUCGUGCGGCUGCGGCGCAUGCGCGAGCUCAGCGUCGCCUGCGUCACCAGCGGCGAGCGCAGCCUGCUCGACUUCCAGGACCUGCUGCCGUUGCUCGACGCGCACGGCCAGAGGCACCUCGUCUCGCUAGAGCUCAAGGUGAUGGAGAACGUAGACACGCACGAGAUCACGGCGCGCUGCCCGCGGCUGGAGCGGCUGCUCCUGAGCGGUUGCGGCACGGCCUUUCCGCACGCGUGCGCACAGCACGGCUGUCUGACGCGGCCACGGUGGAUGCUGCCGCGCCUGCGCACGCUCUUCUUCGCGGACGGCGAUGACUUCAGCUGGGACCAUGCGCUGCCGCCUUGCUUCUGGGACGCCGCCCUCGCCGCGGGCGACGGUGGUUCGCAGAGCCGCGUGGAGGGCGUGUUCCUGGAGUCGCCGCGGCUGCCAGUCGAACGGCUGUCGCGGCUGCUGCGCCGCGCCGGCGGCUGGCCGCAGCUGCGCGUGCUGAGCGCGUGCCGCGCGCCUGAGCUGCGCCUGCAACCGCUGCAGGCCGCGUGCCGCGCCGCGCCGCGCCUCGCCUACCUGCGCGUGUCCGCGUGCGAAACCCUGCCGCCCACCCUGGACACCGCCGCGCAGCUCCGGCAGCAUCUGCCGCCCGACGCCGCACUUUGUCUCGACUGA